Microthlaspi erraticum is the source of this 939-nucleotide messenger RNA. The record is from the annotation of a GenBank genome assembly. Lineage: Eukaryota; Viridiplantae; Streptophyta; Magnoliopsida; Brassicales; Brassicaceae.
AUGGCGCAACAAGGGCAGGGAAGCAUGGACCCUGCCGUGCUCGACGACAUCAUUCGUCGUCUGCUGGAUUACAGAAACCCUAAGCCUGGUACGAAGCAGGCUAUGCUCAACGAGUCUGAGAUCCGUCAGCUUUGCAUCGUCUCCAGAGAGAUUUUCCUUCAACAGCCUAACCUCCUUGAGCUCGAAGCCCCCAUCAAGAUCUGCGGUGACAUUCAUGGACAGUACUCAGAUCUAUUGAGGCUGUUUGAGUACGGAGGCUUUCCUCCAACAGCUAACUAUUUAUUCCUAGGAGACUACGUGGACCGUGGUAAGCAGAGCUUGGAGACAAUCUGUCUUCUUCUUGCCUACAAAAUCAAAUACCCUGAGAACUUCUUUCUCCUAAGAGGCAACCACGAAUGCGCUUCCAUCAACAGAAUCUACGGAUUCUACGACGAAUGCAAACGUAGAUUCAGCGUGAGGCUGUGGAAAGUGUUUACAGAUUCUUUCAACUGCCUCCCCGUGGCUGCUGUGAUAGACGACAAGAUAUUAUGCAUGCACGGUGGUCUCUCUCCUGAUUUGACAAACGUGGAGCAGAUCAAGAACAUCAAGCGGCCUACGGAUGUGCCAGACUCUGGCUUGUUAUGUGAUCUGCUCUGGUCUGAUCCGAGCAAAGAUGUUAAAGGCUGGGGGAUGAAUGACCGUGGAGUGUCUUACACGUUUGGACCUGAUAGAGUUGCGGAUUUUCUGAUCAAGAACGAUAUGGAUCUUAUCUGUCGUGCUCACCAGGUUGUAGAGGAUGGAUAUGAGUUCUUUGCUGAUAGACAGCUUGUUACUAUAUUCUCUGCUCCAAACUAUUGUGGUGAAUUCGACAAUGCUGGUGCGAUGAUGAGUGUUGAUGAGAGUUUGAUGUGCUCUUUCCAAAUUCUUAAGCCUGCUGAUCGGAGGCCUCGGUUCUUAUGA